GUUUUAAUUGUUCGAAACGUUUCCCCUUUCCCCUCGUGGGCAACCUUCUUUCCUCUUUCCUUUCCUUUUCAUCCCGAGGAACCCUUCAAGUCUCCUUUCCUCUCAUCUUUCUCUGUCCCCAUUGCACAAUGGCUGCUCCUGCCCCUGCGGAGCCCCGGGCUAAGCCCACCAAGCCAGAUGAGGAGGCCUACAAGGCCAGCCUGGCCCAGGCCGAGAAGGAGCACACGGCUGCACAGGAGAAGUUGAACCAAAUCAAGGCCAAGUUGGACAACGCCAAGCCCAACAACCAGGACUCUCCUGUCGUUAAGAAGCAGCAGGAGCUCCGCGCCGAACUCUCCUCCAUCCGUCAGAAGCAGUCUGGCUUCAAGACCUCCCGCUCCAGCACCCUCGAGAAGGUCAAUGCCCUCGAGUCCACCCUCAAGGCCCGCAUCGCGGAGCAGAACAACUCUCGCGGCAAGAUGCCCUUCAAGAAUGUGGAUGAGAUCGACCGGGAGAUCGACCGUCUUGAGAAGCAGGUCGAUUCCGGCACCCUGCGAUUGGUUGAUGAGCGCAAGGCUCUCUCGGACAUCUCCAACUUGCGCAAGCAGCGUAAGGGUUUCGCUGGUCUCGAGGAGGCCCAGAAGGGUAUCAAUGACCUGAAGGCCCAGAUUGCGGAACUCAAGAAGACUCUGGACAACCCCGAGGCUAAGGCCCUGAGCGACAAGUACUCCGAGAUCCAAAAGGAGCUGGAUGCUAUUAAGGCCGAGCAGGACGGUGUUUACAAGAACCUGAACGCUCUUCGCGAUGAGCGCACUCAGCUGCGCAACGACCAGCAGAAGAAGUAUGCUGCUAUCCGUGAGAUCAAGGACAACUACUUCAAGGCUCGUCGUGCCUACAAGGAGUACGAGGAUGAGGCCUGGCGCAUCCGCCGCGAGCGUCAAAAGGCCGAGCGGGAUGCCUUUGAGCGCGAGAAGCGCAAGAAGGUCGCCGACAAGAAGCUCGAGGAGGCUUCUCAGCUCGCUUACACCGACGAGAUUCUUACCGCUCAGGGUCUUAUCCGCCACUUCGACCCGGCCUACGACUUCUCCGCUCUUGGUCUUGAUGACAAGAAGGAUGAGGGCAGCAAGUUCCGUGCCAACGUUGGCCGUACUGUUGACGACUCUGCCCUUAAGGGUAUGAAGGUUGUUCGCAAGGACGACGUUGAGGACUACUUUGUUGGUUCUGCCGGUAAGAAGGGCAAGAAGGGUAAGAAGGGUGGUGCCGCCGCUGGCGCCGAGGCUGGCAAGUUCAACAUGAAUGUUGGCAUCAUUGAGGACUUCGCCAAAGUCAAGAUCGACCCUCCCAUGAACCAGUCCGAUGUUCCCGCUGCCGUGGAGAAGUUGGCCGCCAAGAUCACCGAAUGGAAGAAGAACCAGGCCAGCAAGACUGAGGAGAACAUUCAGAAGGCCAAGGAGGAGAUUGCCCGCCUCGAGGAGGAAGAGGCUAACGUCGCCGAGACCAACGGCCGUAGCACCGACGCUGCAAAGAAGCCCGCUCGGGCCAACGGUCUACCCACUGCUGAGGCCGAGCUGGCCCAGGAGCAGGAUGCUGCUGCUGAUGCAGCGGAGGAGCUGAAGAAGGCUUCUCUCGAGGACAAGGAAUAGAAGAACCUCGUAAAACUUGCUGGAAGGAUUGGGCCUUUGCAUCUUCUACGUACAUGUUCUGCGGACUAGCAUUGCGGUCUUGCAUUUUCCUGACUUUCUUUUUUUUGAGUCACUUGGUCUCUUAUUGAAUGUGCAUUAUAAUUUGCGUUUUGAUACAUGGACAGCGUCCUUGGUUUUUUGUUUUUUUUUUCCUCCCCUUUUCUUUUCUCCAUGUCAAUUAAAAGCCCGGAAAUGAGAUUCCUCACCUCGAGUCGAGAGAUAUCUUUUCUCUUUGCUCUACAAAGUCAUUCAACAACUUUCCUGUGGGCCUUCUACCCUAUCAUAGAUUAUUAGACACUUGUGAGCAAACCUCGGUUCCUAGAUGUAUCGACAUGACAGUUAGUUAUACUCUGC
This is a messenger RNA of Penicillium brasilianum, 2015 nucleotides long. Lineage: Eukaryota; Fungi; Ascomycota; Eurotiomycetes; Eurotiales; Aspergillaceae. The record is from the annotation of a GenBank genome assembly.